CCCGUGCGCGCUCGCAAAGGUCAAAACCUUUUUCCCAGACCAAACCCACCCUCGCACCAACCCCAAAAUGGCGGCGGCCACGACGGCAUCUCCGGCCACCGCGCCGCCCUCCUCCUUCCCCUCCACCACCCGCAAGUCCCCCCUCCCGAUCCUCCGCCUCCCCAGAAAGCUCAAGCUCCCCGCCGCCUCACUCUCCUCCGACCCGUCCCCAGCCUUCCAGUCCGUCACGGCGUUCGCGCCGGCCACGGUGGCCAACCUGGGCCCGGGCUUCGACUUCCUCGGCUGCGCGGUGGCCGACGCCGCCCUCUCCCUCGGCGACACCGUCACCGCCACCCUCGACCCCUCCCUGCCCCCGGGCACCGUCGCCAUCUCCGCCGUCACCUCCCCCGCCCGCCCCCACCUGGCCGCCCGCCUCUCCCGCGACCCGCUCCGCAACUGCGCGGGCAUCGCCGCCGCCGCCGCGCUGCGCGCCCUCGGCGUGCGCUCCCACGCCGUCUCCCUCGCGCUCGCCAAGGGCCUGCCCCUCGGCUCCGGCCUCGGCUCCUCCGCCGCCUCCGCCGCCGCCGCCGCCAAGGCCGUCGACGCGCUCUUCGGCUCCCUGCUCUCCCCGCACGACCUCGUCCUCGCCGGCCUCGAGUCCGAGAAGGCCGUCAGCGGCUUCCACGCCGACAACAUCGCGCCCGCCAUCCAGGGCGGCUUCGUCCUCGUCCGGAGCUACGACCCCUUCACCCUCGUCCAGCUCCCCUGCCCGCCGGCGCUGCGCCUCUGCUUCGUCCUCGUCACGCCCGACUUCGAGGCGCCCACCGCCAAGAUGCGCGCCGCGCUGCCCAAGAAGAUCGACAUCGGCCACCACGUCCGCAACUCCAGCCAGGCCGCCGCGCUCGUCGCCGCCGUGCUGCAGGGCGACGCCGCCGGCAUCGGCUCCGCCAUGUCGUCCGACGGCAUCGUCGAGCCCACCAGGGCGCCGCUCAUACCCGGCAUGGUCGCGGUCAAGGCUGCCGCUCUGGAGGCCGGAGCGCUGGGAUGCACCAUCAGCGGAGCCGGCCCGACCGCCGUGGCUGUCAUCGAGGGGGAGGAGAAGGGGGAGGAGAUUGCCCGGAGGAUGGUCGACGCCUUCUGGUCGGCGGGGAAGCUGAAAGCGACGGCCACCAUCGCCCAGCUUGAUAGAGCAGGUGCCAGGGUUAUCUCCACGUCUAGAUUGCUGGAGUAGAAAGAAUUUUUGGUGGCCUUGUACCCAUUUAUGUAUUGGGCUGACGGUGUGUACCAGCCCUUUCCUUUCCUGUGUUUUCGGAGUUAGUAGCAAACUGCUGGGCUUGUGCCUGCAUUGAUCGCAAUAAGUUGGUGCAAUGUAGUUGAAGACAAAGCCAUUUGGUAUGGUCCUUGACAGAAUAAAUUUUCAUGUUCGAUUAAUAAUAUGUGCCCAAUCUUGGGCUGAUGUAAUUUUUCCCAUUCGAUUAAUAAAAUAUAGUUGAUUUGA
Lolium perenne is the source of this 1477-nucleotide messenger RNA. RefSeq names its product homoserine kinase. Gene Ontology annotation, molecular function: ATP binding; homoserine kinase activity. The record is from RefSeq and is a predicted model, not a curated record. Gene Ontology annotation, biological process: L-threonine metabolic process. NCBI's taxonomy places the organism in Eukaryota, Viridiplantae, Streptophyta, Magnoliopsida, Poales, Poaceae.